AUGUCGUCGCUUUUUGGCCGUGUAGCCCCGCAACCUCAACAGCAGCAGACAGAUGCUCAAAAGAAGGAGGCUGUCAUGAACAGCGUCCGCCAGGAAGUUGCGGCAGCAAAUGCAAAGGAACUGGUCGAUAACAUGACUGAAAAAUGCUACGCAAAGUGUGUGACAAAGCCUGGGACGUCUUUGACGAGCUCUGAAGAGACCUGCGUUGGACGAUGCAUGGAGUUAUAUCUCCAAGCAUCGCUCUUUGACCCUGCCUCACCUCAGAUGGCCGCAACGUUCGAAGCCAAUGGCAUCAAACUGCAGCAAGCAUCCGGCGACGACGAUCCAAGCGAUGUUCUCCUCACCGGCUUUGUCUUUCCAGAUCAACCACAACAUACAAUCCCAGCCCUCGUUCUCAAGUCGACAAAGGAUCGCAUCCAACAACUAAGCGCGACGGUAUCUGCACCUCUCCACGACCUCGAAAAUCCGUUCAAGAUUACGACUUCAGACACAGCCGGACAAGGGCUCUUGGCCACGGUUGAUAUCCAGCCAGGACGCCUGAUACUCUCCGAACGACCCUUAUUCGUGACUCGUUCUGAACUCCCCGCUAGCAGCUCGCAAAUCGAAACCUACCUCCAAGUCCUCUUUGCACGCCUGCCCCAGGUGCAGCAAGCAAUCUUUUCCAAGCUCGAAAACUGCAAAUCCCCACUCGAAUGCGGUCCACUCCUCGGUCGACUGCGCACCAAUGGGUUCACAUUUAACCCAUACCCGGGCGCACCCCCUCAUGCAGGCGUAUUCGCGACACUAUCGCGUUGCAACCACAGCUGUGGACCCAACGCAUUCGCUCACUUCAAUCACCAGACCUGGGCGAUUGAACUACGUGCGAGCCGUGCCAUCAAGGCUGGGGAAGAGAUUGUCAUCUCUUACGUCGACGUCCUCGACCCUUGUUUGAAACGACGAGCGCAGUUGGCUGCAAACUAUGAGUUUACCUGCAAGUGUAAAUGGUGCACGUUCCCAAAGAGUAAAAAGGUGGAAAGCGACGCUCGGCGAACAGAGAUUGCAAGUUGGCCAGAGACCAAGCUUGUACAGGUGCUACAGAGUGGCUCCACAUCGGUACAGUCACUCUUUGGGGAAACAAGCUCACAGGCAGGCGCGGUCAACCCGUCCGCGCUGAUCAUGCCGACAAUCUCGAAGAUUGUGACCAUUUCGCGAGAAGGGUUGGAGCCGUUCUCGUUACCUCAUACACUUGCCUUGUCCAAGGUCUACGCUCAACUUGGAGAUGAGAAGAAUUAUCAGAAAUGGCGGAUGUCGUCCAGAGACCUAAGUCUGGCGCUGUGUGGUGAGUCUGAAGAGACGGCAACGGCGAGCCAACAGCUAGACGAUCCAGUCAACACGGUUUCAGGCUGGGGAAGUUACGUAGAGGCCCAGGGAAUAAGCGGCGCUUGA
This is a messenger RNA of Serendipita indica DSM 11827, 1425 nucleotides long. Lineage: Eukaryota; Fungi; Basidiomycota; Agaricomycetes; Sebacinales; Serendipitaceae. The record is from the annotation of a GenBank genome assembly.